AUGGCAAGCACAGCAGGUGGAGACGGCAAAGAACCCAUAAAUGAGCAAGUAGUCGCAAACACCUAUGCGAACAUGCGCACCGAAAUGAACCAGCUCUACACCAAGAUCACGGAGCUGGAGAUGGAAGUGAGUGAGCACUCUCUUGUGGUUGGUGCAAUCGAGCCUCUGGACCCCACGAGGCGUUGCUACAGAAUGAUCGGUGGAGUCUUGGUGGAGAGGACGAUCAAGGAGGUGCUGCCCGCGGUGCACCGCAACAAGGAGGGCCUCGAGGAGGUGGUCUCCCGCAUGAAGGAGGCGCUGGAGAAGAAAAAGAAGGAGAUCACCGAGUUCGAGCUCAAGUACAAGAUCAGGAUCCCGAAGGGCGACGGCAAUGCUGAGGAAGAUGUCACCAUGAAGGAAGCCUCUGCACAGGGUGUUCUUGUUGGCCCCGCAGGUGGCCAGUAGAGCGUAGUGGCAGAAGAGGGAGACUUGCAUUGUUCAAAA
Molecule: messenger RNA, 483 nt
Organism: Lolium rigidum
Lineage: Eukaryota; Viridiplantae; Streptophyta; Magnoliopsida; Poales; Poaceae
Product: probable prefoldin subunit 2
Exons: 1
Coding region: 1-444 (147 amino acids)
Biological process (GO): protein folding
Cellular component (GO): prefoldin complex; cytoplasm
Molecular function (GO): protein folding chaperone
Source: RefSeq, a predicted model, not a curated record